This is a messenger RNA of Linum tenue, 2148 nucleotides long. NCBI's taxonomy places the organism in Eukaryota, Viridiplantae, Streptophyta, Magnoliopsida, Malpighiales, Linaceae. The record is from the annotation of a GenBank genome assembly.
CGAUCACCAUGGCAGCUACCAUUGGAGUACAACUCCAUGUACAGGAUCGUCAUGUGGUGCUAGACAAUGGGUUCCUGCAAGUGACACUGUCGAAUCCUGAUGGAAUAGUGACAGGUAUUCGUUUUGGUGGCCUCGACAAUCUGCUUGAAGUCCUUAACCAGGAAUCCAAUCGAGGGUAUUGGGACCUGGUAUGGAGCUCCCCAGGGACUGCAGGAAUCUUCGACGUGAUUAAGGGUACGAGUUUCGAAGUGAUAACCGAAACAGAAGAUCAGGUGGAGGUGUCCUUCACAAGGACAUGGGAUCCUUCACUUCAAGGGAAGCAGGUUCCACUCAACAUAGACAAAAGGUUCAUUAUGCUGAGGGGCAGCUCGGGCUUCUACUCUUACGCCAUCUACAACCACCCUAAAGACUGGCCUGCUUUCAGCCUGGCAGAGACGAGAAUUGCGUUCAAGCUCAGAAAAGACAAGUUUCACUACAUGGUGGCAUCCGACAACAGGCAGAGGUAUAUGCCCCUCCCGGAUGACAGGAUCCCUCCCAGAGGGCAGCCCCUGGCUUACCCUGAAGCAGUGCAGCUGGUAAACCCUGUGGAGGCUGAGCUCAAAGGCGAGGUGGACGACAAGUACCAGUACUCGUGUGACAACAAGGAUAACAAGGUCCAUGGGUGGAUCUGCACGGACCCUCCCGUAGGGUUCUGGCAGAUCACCCCGAGCGACGAGUUUCGAUCAGGCGGCCCUGUCAAGCAGAACCUGACCUCCCAUGUGGGACCAACUACCUUGGCAAUGUUCAUAAGUGCUCAUUAUAGCGGGGAAGACCUGGUGCCUAAAAUUGGAGAUGGUGAGGAAUGGGAGAAAGUGUUUGGACCGGUUUUUAUGUACUUCAACACCACUCCUGUAGAUGCAAGUGAGGAUCCUAAAGCUUCACUCUGGGAGGAUGCCAAGGCUCAGAUGAUGGUUGAGGUCCUAAGCUGGCCAUACACAUUCCCAGCUUCAGAAGACUACCAGAAACCUGACCAGCGCGGCUAUGCAACCGGCAGGCUCCUGGUUCAGGACAGGUUUGUUUCGGAUGAUUACAUAUAUGCCAGUGGAGCCUAUGUAGGAUUGGCUCCACCAGGAGAUGUUGGAUCAUGGCAGAGAGAAUGCAAGAAGUAUCAAUUCUGGACCAAAGCGGACGAAGAUGGGUUUUUCUCCAUCAACAAUGUGCUGACAGGCGACUAUAAUCUCUACGCUUGGGUGCCAGGCUUCGUUGGAGACUAUCGCUGUGAUGCCACUGUUUCAAUAACCUCAGGUUGUUAUGUUGACAUGGGUGAUCUUGUGUUUGAGCCUCCGAGAAAUGGUCCCACCUUGUGGGAAAUAGGAGUUCCUGAUCGUUCUGCGUCGGAGUUCUACGUUCCUGAUCCUAAUCCCAAGUACAUCAACAAGCUCUUGGUCAAUCAUCCUGAAAAGUUUAGGCAGUAUGGACUGUGGGAGAGAUAUGGUGAAUUAUACCCUGAUGCCGACUUGGUUUACAACGUUGGAGCUAGUGAUUACACUAAAGAUUGGUUUUUCGCUCAAGUCACCAGGAGGAAAGACAACAGCACAUAUCAAGGAACCACAUGGCAGAUCAAGUUCAAUCUCGCAGACGUGGAUCACAACGGAAUCUACAAGUUGCGAGUCGCGAUUGCCUCUGCCACCUACUCAGAACUUCAAGUUCGGGUGAACGACCCGAAAUCGGGGCCGAUCUUUUCAAGUGGGCUGAUAGGGAAGGAUAAUUCAAUAGCAAGGCAUGGAAUUCAUGGAUUGUAUUGGCUGUUCAAUGUGGAUGUUGCCGGGGUGAAGCUUGCUGCAGGGAGUAACACUAUAUAUUUGAGUCAGCCAAGAGCUACUAGCCCUUUCCAGGGUAUUAUGUAUGACUAUAUCCGCCUGGAAUCCCCUCCUUCAGGAGCUUCUGUUUCAGGAUGAAUUUGAUAUGCCUGCCAUGAUUUGAUCCCUGGUGAUUUACCUGACCAAGUAAAAGUCUACUACCUCUAGUUUUUUCUCUCCUUUGAAACGAGAAUAAACAAAAAGAUGAACACAAUGAAGUAGUCUAUUUGUAAGAGCUUUGAAUUGUCAUAUUUUGACAAGAUCAUGUAAAUGUUUGUUAUUUACCCAUAUUAUGCAUAUAAACCCUAAC